Molecule: messenger RNA, 5874 nt
Organism: Lacerta agilis (Sand lizard)
Lineage: Eukaryota; Metazoa; Chordata; Lepidosauria; Squamata; Lacertidae
Product: zinc finger protein 850-like
Exons: 10
Coding region: 226-5406 (1726 amino acids)
Source: RefSeq, a predicted model, not a curated record
UGCUCGCUCCUUGGAGACUGGUGCGCAGGGAAGAAGCGAAGGAGUUGUUUGCUGCUGCUCAUUGCUUCGAGCCGGGAUAAAGUUUUCGCAGCGCAGUGGAAAGAGUUUCCCUCGGUGUUUCCAGCUUCAGGGGGUCUGGGCUUGGCUUUCUCCCCCUCUCCCUCCGCCACAUGCGUGGCCAAUCUUUGCCGUGAAACAGACUAUUACAGAAGCGAGCCUUCAGCCAUGUUGGAGCAGGAAGCAAAGUUGUGGGAGCAGGGCACGGCGGGCCCUGAAGCAGGAAGGAGCACCGACGCCGUCGGAUGUGGGCACAGCGGGGAAUUCUGGGACGGAAAUGUGCAGAAGGUCAUAAUCAAGGAGGAGACCCUCAGCUCAGAUGUGCCGUGCCAGCACUUCAGGGGAUUCUGCUACCAGGAGGCUGAGGGGCCCCGGGAAGCGUGCAGCCGACUCCACCAUCUUUGCCGCGAGUGGCUGAAGCCGGAGCAACACACCAAGGCUCAGAUGCUGGACCUGGUGGUCUUGGAGCAGUUCCUGGCUGUCCUCCCCCCGGAGAUGGAGAGCUGGGUGAAGAGAUGCAGAGCGGAGACCAGUUCCCAGGCGGUGGCCCUGGCAGAAGGUUUCCUCCUCAGCCAGCAAGAGGAUGUGAAGCAGGAACGGCAGCAGGGCCUGUUUGCAGAAGAAGCAACUGACUUCUCCGAGGUACAAAAUGCAGCCCCGGUGGACUCUCGGCAGAGGCUUCUGUCCAAGUUGAUUAAGCAGGAGGAGGACGAAGACGCCACUUUGCAGAGAGAUGAGCCAAGUAUGCCAGUUAUAUGUUCUACCUCCUCUCUCCCUUCUGGUCCAAUGGAAAUGGUUUCUGGGCAACCGGAUCAGGUUUCCUUUGAGGAAGUGCCUGUACAUUUCACCGAAAAGGAGCGUGCCCUGUUGCAUCCAAGCAAAAUCACCCUUCACCGCAAAGAAUCCACGGCUGAGAAUUCUGGGGUUGUGGCCUCUCAACAUAAGUGCCCGAAAAUCUCCAGCGGGAAAAGGACUUUAACCGACCACCACCAAGGAAAUCAAGCGGGGAAGAAACCGUACGCCUGCCUGGAGUGCGGGAAAAGCUUCACACGCAAGAGGAGCCUCACUAUCCACCAGAGAAAUCACACGGGGGAAAAGCUGUACAACUGCCUGGAGUGCGGAAAGGGCUUCACCCAGAAGGGGCACUUCGUUACGCACCAGAGAUCUCACACGGGGGAGAGGCCCUUCCAAUGCCUGGAGUGCGGGAAAAGCUUCGCGCAGAAGGGGCACUUCACGGCCCACCGAAGAUCCCACACCGGGGAAAAGCCAUAUACCUGCCCGGAGUGCGGGAAGAGCUUCACGCAGACGACGCACCUCUCCACACACCUGAGAUCUCACACGGGGGUGAAACCGUACACUUGCUUGGAGUGCGGGAAAAGCUUCAGCGUCAAGGCGACGCUUCGGUCCCACCAGAGAUCUCACACGGGAGAGAAGCCGUACAAAUGCCUGGCAUGCGGGAAGAGCUUCAGCAUGCUGGCGAACCUCAGGAGACAUGAGAGAAUCCACGCCGGGGUGAAGCCGUACAAAUGCUUUGAAUGCGGGAGGAGCUUCUGUAAGAAGGCGAGCCUAACCGACCACCAAGUAAGUCACACAAGGGAAGAACAAGUGGUGUACAAAUUCUUUGAUUUUGCAGCAGCAGGGGGGGGGGGAAUGGCUCUCUUUCUGGCCAUGUCGGGGGGCGUCUUGAAGGAUGAUGUCAAACUGCAAGAUCGAGUCACGGCUUCCCCCCAGCCAGGAGGAGACGCCCCUGCAGUGCAGGCCAGGGGCGGCGAGGGAUCCUGGGGAGGAAUCCUGCGGCGGAUCCUGGGUGAGCAGGGGGGCACCCUCAGCUCAGAGGCGCAGCGCCAGCGUUUCAGGCAAUCCCGCUACCGGGACCCCGAGGGACCCCGAGAGGUUUGCAGCCGACUCCACCGCCUUUGCCGCCUGUGGCUGGAGCCAGAGAGACACACCAAGGCUCAGAUCCUGGACCUGGUGAUCCUGGAGCAGCUCCUGGCUGCCCUCCCUGCGGAGACAGAGAACUGGGGGAAGGACUCAGUCACGACCUGGAAUCCGAUUGCAAAAUACCGCCUGGCAUCGAGACAGGAUCUCGUGGAACUUUCAGGGAAUACUUUGGCCAUCUUGAGAGCUGCCUCAGAUCACAAGUCCAAGAUGGCCGAGCAAGACUUGGUCGGCUCUCGGGCAGGAGGAGAACCUAGUGCAACCCAGGCUGGGAGCAGUGGCGGAUCCUGGGAAAGAACCGCGCAGGAGAUCCUGGGUGAGGAAUAUGCCCUCAGCGUCGAUGCACGGCGCCAGCAUUUCAGGGAGUUCCAGUGCCGGGAAGCUGAGGGACCUCAGGAGGUUUGCAGCCGACUGCACCACCUCUGCUGCCAGUGGCUGAAGCCAGAGCGACACACCAAGGCUCAGAUCCUGGACCUGGUGAUCCUGGAGCAGUUCCUGGCUGUCCUCCCCCUGGAGGUGGAGAACUGGGACCUAUUUUCCGAAGAGGCCGUGGACUUUGCGGAGGCAGAGAAGGCUCCGUCAGACUCCAGGCAGAAGCCUCUCUCUAGGCGGAUCAAACAGGAGGAAGGUGGAGGUGCCACAUCACUGGGAGAUGGACGCAGCAGGAUGCGGGCAAUAUGUUGCUGCCCUUCUCUUCCUUGCGCUGGAGUGGAAAUUGCAUCAGUGCAGCUGGAUCAGUUUAAAGCUCUUCUUACCUUCUCACAAAGUAUCCCUCUUGUUUCUCAAGGUGAAAAGCAGGAUGAAGGAGAAUCAAACAUGGCACUGUUGGAAGGAUAUGGAUGCAAGGAGGAGGAAGAACAGAGAGCAAGACCUGAGCUAAAACAGGAGAGCAGGAACCAAUUCUCUGCUUCUCAGGAAGGUGACAUCUAUGAGAUCCCAGCUGAAGAGAACAUUAACAACAGAAAAGAAAGCAAUCAGUGCCCUGUGUGUGGCAAAAUGUUCAAAUGGAAAUCGAGCCUUUAUACCCACUCUAAGCUCCACACAGGGGAGAAGCCAUUCAAAUGUUCUGAGUGUGGAAAGAGCUUCAGUCAGAAGUCAACCCUCACUACUCAUCAAAGAAUCCACACCGGGGUGAAACCAUUUCAAUGUUCCGAAUGUGGAAAGAGCUACAGUAGAAAUUCAAGCCUUACUGCUCAUCAGAGAAUCCACACAGGGGAGAAACCGUAUGUGUGCCCGGAGUGUGGAGAAAGCUUCAGUGAGAAGAGAAAUCUCACUGUUCAUCAAGGAACUCACACAGGGGGGAAGCCAUUUAAGUGCUUGGAUUGUGGAAAGAGCUUCAGUCAGAUAUCAAGUGUAAGCAGACACCAAAGAAUACACACUGGUGAGAAACCAUAUAUAUGCUCGGAGUGUGGAAAAAGCUUCAACCAGAAAAGAAAUUUGACUGUUCAUCAAGGAACUCAUACAGGGGAGAAACUAUUUAAAUGCUCGGAGUGUGGAAAGAGCUUUAAUAGGAGAGACCGACUUAUCUUACAUAAUAAAAUCCACAGAGGGGAGAAACCAUUUAAAUGCUUGGAGUGCGGAAAGAGCUUCAGUCAAAGCUCAAGCUUUACUUCACACCAAAGAAUUCACACUGGGGAAAAACCUUUUAAAUGCUUGGAGUGCGGGAAAAGCUUCCGUUGGUCUAGCGUCUUGACUUUACACCAACGAAUUCACACAGGUAAGAAACCAUAUAGCUGCUUGGAGUGCGGAAAAAGCUUCAGGCAGAAGAGCAAUCUCACAGCUCACGAAGGAAUCCAUACUGGGCAGAAACCAUUUAAAUGUUUGGAGUGCGGAAAGAGCUUCAGUCAAAAGAUGCACCUCACCUGCCAUCAGGGAACGCACACAGGAGAGAAACCAUUUAAAUGCUUGAAAUGUGGAAAGAGCUUUCGUUGGGCUACCUCUCUUACUUUACAUCAGAGAACCCACACAAGGGAGAGACCGUACACCUGCUUGGAGUGCGGAAAGAGCUUCAGUCAAAAAACCCAUCUCACUUAUCAUCAAGGGACUCACACAGGGGAGAAAGUGUUUAAAUGCCUGGAAUGUGGAAAGAGCUUUUGCUGGGCCAUUUCUCUUACUUUACAUCAACAAAUGCACGUAAGAAAGAAAGCGUAUACUUGCCUGAAGUGCGGAAAGAGCUUCAGGAAGAAUUCCAACCUUAGAUCACACCAAAUAACUCACACAGCAGAGAAACCAUUCAAAUGCUUGGAGUGUGGGAAAAGCUUCCGUUGGAACAACUCUCUUACAUUACAUCAACGCGUUCACACCGGGGAGAAGCCAUAUGAGUGCUUGGAGUGUGGAAGGUGCUUCAAUAGGAAAUCCACCUUUAUAUUACACCAGAGAAUCCACACGGGGGAGAAGCCCUUUAAAUGCCCGGACUGUGGAAAGAGCUUUAUUCGGAGAGACUCCCUCAUUUCACACCAACACAUCCACACGGGACAGAAGCCCUUUAAAUGCUUGGAGUGCGGAAAGAGCUUCAAUCACAGCUCAAGCUUCACUUUACACCAAAGAAUUCACACAGGUGAGAGACCACAUAAAUGCUUGGAGUGUGGAAGGACUUUUAACAGGAGAGGAACACUUAAAUUACAUCAAAGAAUCCACACAGGGGAGAAACCUUUUAAAUGUCUGGAGUGUGGAAAGAGCUAUAUUAGGAAAGACUCCCUUAUUUUACAUCAGAGAAUCCACUCAGGGGAAAAGCCCUUUAGCUGCCUGGAGUGUGGAAAUAGCUUUAUUAGAAAGGACUCCCUCAUUUCACAUCAACACGUCCACAUGGGGGAGAAGGCUUUUAAAUGUUCAGAGUGUGGAAAGAGCUUCAAUCACAGCUCAAGCUUCACCUUACAUCAAAAAAGUCACACAGGAGAGAGACCACAUAAAUGCUUGGAAUGUGGAAAGAGCUUUAACAGGAAAGGGAUCCUUAAAUUACACCUGAGAAUCCACACAGGGGAGAAACCCUUUAAAUGCCUGGAGUGCAGGAAAAGCUAUAUUAGGAAAGGGUCCCUUAUUUUACAUCAAGGCAUCCACAUGGAGGAGAAACCAUUUAAAUGUCUGGAGUGUGGAAAGAGCUUUUCUAGGAAAGACUGCUUUAUUUCACAUCAAAACAUUCACACAGGUGAGAAGCCCUUUAAAUGCCUGGAGUGCGGAAAGACCUUCAAUCACAGCUCCAGCUUUUUAUCACACCAAACUACUCACACAGGUGAAAGACCAUAUAAAUGUGUGGAGUGCAAAAAGAGCUUUAACAGGAAAGGGACCUUUAUUUUACAUCAAAGAAUCCACACAGGGGAGAAACCUUUUAAAUGCUUGGCGUGUGGAAAGAGCUAUAUUAGGAAAAGCUCCCUUAUUUCACAUCAGAGAAUCCACACGGAGGAAAAACUUUGAAUGUUUGGAGCACAGGAAGAACUUAAGUCACGGCUCAAGCUUUUUAUCACACCAAAGAAUUCAAAUGUGUGGAAUACAUAAAGAGCUUCAGGAAGAGCAGGGACCUCUGUAGACAUCAAGUGAUAAACCAGAUGUGUGCACAGACUGUAGCAUGAUUUGUCACAACAGAGAUAGCCUUAGAAAUCACCAGAGACAGCGCAUAGAGGAGCAACUAUAUACGUACAGGCUUGGAACGUAGAAGUGUCAUCUAUGAGCAAGCAGAAUAAUCUUCACACAGGGAGGAAGUGUCUAAAGAAAGAAGACUACAGCUUUUCUGACCAAUCACACUUUUAUAGCAUACACAAACAUGAGAUUGACAGUAUAAAUGUUCAGAUAUCUACAAUUCCAAACAUGGUAUGUGGGGAAAGUGAUUAGGGCCAUCAUCUUAACUAGUACAAUGUUGUACUAGUUAAGCAUUUUCCUUGCAAC